UGCAGCUAGCCCAAGUCAGACUGUGACUGUUUGCAGAAAGGUUGCCUCCUAUCUGGCGGCCUGUGAAAUUGCCUUUAGAUAAAAAGAAGUCGUGUGUGUGCAACACAACAACAUUGUGACUGUGCUAUUAGUUUGCUCUGAAUUAUCAGAUACUUUGUUGAGCUAAGUGUGUGCACUGUUGGGUGGUUUUUCAGGUGAGCUGAUUUAAUGAAACUGUACUCGGUUAAAAUUAUAUGAGGAUGGUGGUGCAUGAGAUGAGCCCUCUUGGUGUCCCUGUAUUGAUAUAAUAUUGCAGUAGUAUGCUGUAUUGAUUCAUUCCCUCUCCUUAAUACGGUCACUUCUUUAGUGCUUUGUACUCUAGUCUAACCGUUUGAAUGAUAACGUAGCUUAAAAAUGAUCAUUGUUAAAAGCACUUUGAGUGAUUAAGAGUAUAAUAUACGUGAAUAGGGUCAUGGCCCGCACGGGGAUCCACUUUGGCGUUAUUAGCACCACGCCCUAACCAACUGAGCUAACCGGCCCGUGCAGGGCGUUAUUUUGAGACCCUUCAUGCUAGAACGGCUGAUACGAAACUGAAAGUUAAGGGGAGGAGAUUCCCAUUCUGAACCUGAACAGAAAGUGGAAGUUAAAUAGAACAGACGGCUCUUCACAAAAGCCUUUAACUUUUAACUUUGAACUUCAACCAGCCUAAACGACACAAGGGCUUAAACAGCAUCCAUUUGUGAAGCAGGAUGUCGCUACAAUUCUUUGGAUGGGAGGUUACCUAUGAUGAUGAGUCUCCCAGUGUGGAGCUGACAGCCUCCCAGGCACCCAAAGAUAAGGGUGUCUACACCAUGUACCAUGGUACCAGCAUUGCCAAUGCACGUCUCAUCAUUGCCAAUGGCUUUCAGCAGUCGCAGGGGGGCAUGCUAGGAAAGGGUGUGUACGUCAGCCGUGAUAAGAAAAAGGCAGAACGUUAUCCAUUGAACAACAGCCCUACAGACCGUGUGGUCCUCGAGUUACGCGUGUCUGUUGGCCGUGUCAAACGCAUUGACAAGGACAACCAUCCUAUGCAGUACACUUGGAGCACGCAGGGAUAUGACACUGCUUGGGUACCCCCUAACUGUGGGAUGAAAGCUGUGCCCAGCGGCCUGGAAGAGGACUGUGUGUUUGACCCCAAAAGAGUGACAGUCGUGGGCAUUGCAAAGGCUCCACACAAUGUGCAGACAGAACUUAAGCAGCUGGUGGCUCAGAACAUCAGCCAUUCCAGCACAGUCCCGGGUGGAGUAGUGUAUGGUGCUGCUGCUUUGGACGUGUGUUCACUAUGCAAACGCAGGCAGCAGCAGGGGUCUCCACACAUCACGACACCAUGCUGGGGCUGUGGGCAAAACAUCUGUAUUCUUAUGAGCAAACAUGUAUGUCCAGUUAGCGUUUGAGAGUGAGUGACACGGAUGGAUUCACAUAUAUGAUCUGGCAGAGUGUCGGAAAAAAGCUCAAAAACGCAUAUGACUCAAAGUUUCUUCUGUUUCUUCCACUUUAGGGAUGUUUGAAUAUUGUUUACAAAGUUUUAUGUGAAUUUUAAAAGUCACUGCUCAUUCUAAUUUACACUGCUGUCUUUUAUAGUUUACGUGCAAUCAAGAUGAGACAAUUGUUAGAUAUUGGGAAAAUGUCUUUAUUUCACUUUGAAUGUAGAUGCGGUACCUGCAUUUUAAGCACAUUUUGAAAUAUGUGACAAUCAUGACUUCAACUUAAAGAGGUGAUUAGAUCAUGUAAAGCCAUUAAAGCCAUUAUUUAAAGA
Molecule: messenger RNA, 1774 nt
Organism: Oreochromis aureus
Lineage: Eukaryota; Metazoa; Chordata; Actinopteri; Cichliformes; Cichlidae
Exons: 2
Coding region: 729-1412 (227 amino acids)
Cellular component (GO): cytoplasm
Molecular function (GO): NAD+ poly-ADP-ribosyltransferase activity
Source: RefSeq, a predicted model, not a curated record